GCGGCGUCAUUGGCUGCCUGGUGUCUCGGCCCCUCCCGCUGAGUGUGGCGGCGGUGGGUGGGGGGGAAAAGGCCGCCUCUUGUCUGUGCGUCUCGAUCUGUUUACUCCUCGCGCAGCUGCGGCAGCGCUGAGUGGGUGGCGGCAGCAGCAAGGGAGAGUCGGCAGCACGGAUCGGCACCUCGCAACAGCCCCCGCUUAUCUCCCUCAGCUCCUCCGCAGCCUCCCGCAGCAACGAAGCCAGCCCCCCCAUACCCCCCCCUGCGCGCGCACACACAGAGAGUGUGGGGAAAGAUAAGGACCGAGUGAGGCCGCGAGGGAACUGUGGAGGGCCAUGAAGACGGAGAUCUCUUCGGCUGCGGGCUUCAUCACCCGCCUCCUCCGGACGCCCGGCGGCAUCGGCGACGAGGAGCUGCGCUGCUUCAGCGAGUCCCUCCAGGAGGCGCUGCGAGGUGAGGCGGCGGAGGAGGAUAGGGGCGCCCCCAUGACCCCCAAACCUCUCCCCCCCCCACCCAGCGCCGUUGUUGUUGUUGUUGACGACGACGACGAUGGUGAUGGGGGAGUUGAAGAAAAAGAGCCCCGAGAAACCCCUCAGCCGUCGCACGCGGGGGGUAGGGGAGUCGAUGCCUCCCUCCUGCCACAAAGAGGAAGCCACCCCCCAAAGAAAGAACCCCCCCCCAACGAACAGAGCAGCCUCUCGUCGCUUUUCUCCUCUCCCCCCCCCGCCCCAAUACCCGGGUUGGAUUUCGAAAUAUCUUUCCCCAACUCCUAACUGUCCCUGCUGUGCUGCUAUGGGGUUCUUAUGGACCACUUUUCCUUUCUCCUUUCCCCCCUCACCCCCCACUUCUCAACGAUUAAGGAGCUUAAAUUCGCCUCAGUUUGAGCUCCUCCGACUUGGAGGGGGAGGCUGGCGACCUGUCUCCUUGGCAGCCCUCCUUUACUUUCAGUGAUAACAGUACUGACGUCCUCGUUAUUUGUGUUUCUAAACAGGCCCCCCCCCCUUUGUGUCGUUUUCUCCUCUUCUCUGUGUUUUGAAUCCCUCUUCAGGCAAGACAGCUGAAGGACGGGGACUGUGAGCCAGAGGCUGUAACUCUUCUUCCUCUUUCCUUUGUUCCCCCCACCCUCUGCAGACCAUUAUAAGCACCACUGGUUCCCCCUGAUGCCUUCCAAAGGCUCAGGAUACCGCUGCAUUAGGAUCAAUCACAAGAUGGACCCCUUGAUAGGAAAGGCAGCGGGUAUGAUCGGACUAAGCCACGAGAGACUCUUCCAGCUCCUGCCCAGCGAAUUAACUCUUUGGAUCGACCCCUUUGAGGUGUCCUAUCGCAUCGGAGAAGAUGGGUCGAUCUGUGUCCUCUAUGAAGGCCCUCAGCCAGCAGUGAAGAAUGCCAAAGCUCUUGAGAGCAUGAGCAGCUGUAAAGAGGAGUGGAGAAUUGGCAGAGCCAGCCCUUCCAAAAACUACAACAUGAUGACAGUUUCCAGUUAAAAAAAUUAACAUUCCCUGUACAAUGAUGUAUGUAUGUAUCCCGCUUUGAUAAUGAAGUUAGAUGAUGUAAUUGAUAUGUUGAUUUUCACCCCAUAGUCAUUAAAGUUGUAGUAGUACUGCCAAAUUCUUUGUUUUGUGGCCAAGGGCUAAUGUAUAAAAACAGUUCUUUAACUGUGUACUUUUUCUGGAUUGUAUACUGUAAAUGAAAUUGUACAGUCAAGAUGAUUGUUUUACAGAUUUAUAUUUUGGAAAAAAAUCCUUGGCUAUUUGUAAUAAAAAAGAAAUUAAUUUAAAUAUUUUUUUUUAACAAUGGCUUUUAGUUCGCAGUAGCUAUCCCCUACCACCUCUGCAUUUAUUGAGCAAUAAUUGGAGGGGGGGAUAGGGGGGAGGCAAUGUGGGUGGUGGGAAUUAGAAACUCUGACCAACUGGAAUUUUUAAACCUCUCGAGUGACUUGGCAGCGCAGACUAUUUUAGGAUCAUAAACACAGCUGAACAGAACAAAUAUGAAUUGUCUAAUGUAAAUAUCCAGGCCAGCUUUUUAUUCCCAAACAGCUGUCAUGCUUGGAAUCAAAUUUCUUGGAAGUAAAGUUCUAGAAAUUUACUCCAUAGUUCUUUCCCUCUUGCCCAAGAAAAUACCUUUUUAAACAUCUAUUUACACCAAUAAUAUUAGAUAAAAAUAGGUCAGUUAAAACAGAAACAUAUUUUGGUUUAUAUAACAUCACAGUGAAAUAAUCUAAUGUGUACAGUAUGUACAUUACAGAAUGUACAGUAAUUGUUGUUAAAGCUUUUCUAGAAUAUCCUGAAUCUAGGAAUCUGCUGCCCUAAAUGGAAAUUAUUGUCUUGAUCCCAAACACCUUUUGUGGAACUUCCAUUCAUUUCAGUAGGAGUUAUUUUCAUAUAAAGUUUUUGGGAUUAGGGUGCAAAUUUAAUGUUAGCGUGCUGCUUCAUGUUUUAAAACAUUUUAAUCUGUUAACUACUAACUGCCCUUUUUAUUUUCUAUUUAAACAUGUUUGUCAUUCACUAAACAUUAAACACCACUCAAAAUUAAGUCUUUCUGUCCUUCCCCAACAGUCUCCAAAGCCAAGAACUGAUCCAAAAGACUACCUUAGAUACGCCUAAGGCCUUUGGUCAUGCUAAUUGGAAUUCUUAGUAGUUUCUGAAAGAGAGCAAUGUAGACUAUUAGCACAUCAACAAACCUAGCAAAAUAUCACAUUAGCAUGGCAAAAGAGAAAGUUAAGGGGGCAAGUCUGGGCAAAUUCAAAGUGAUACUUCCAACUUGGCUGAAAAGGUAGUGGGAGUAGGAAACCUUUUUUAAGUUUAACAUUUGAUUACGGGAAUCUAAUGCCAGUUUUAAGUAAGAGUUCUAAUAAAAGCUAUUUUUAAGACUUAGGAUGUAACAUUUCAAAAUACAUAAUGAAUAAAGUCUGCUUCUGAAUAAUAUAUUUCAAGAGAUUGGUUCAAUUAUCUCUUGUUAGCUGACGACAAAGCCCAGUGAAUUCAGUGGGGCUUCUCAGUAGGAAGACUUUGGACUGGAACUUCAGUUAACAAUUCUGUGCAUUGAUAACAAAACAAAACUUACUGAAAAUCAUUUUAUUUUUAUUUAGUUAACACUGCUGAUUUUUAUUGUAUUGCAAUGAUUUUUGGUUCUUGCCAGUGAACCAAGUUGCAUGAAAGUUAUGGUGAGGACCAGACGCUGGAGAGAAAACAGAAAAAUAAUCCUAAUACAUCUUUUGUUUUCAGACAGGUAAACCUCAGUCUAACUGGAGCUCAAAGAAAGGGAGCAGGGGAACCUCUAUUACUGUUAGGCAGGUCUGGUUCUGGAGUUGGGUGGCCUGUGGGGGGGGUGCUAUCAAAGCCACAUUAAAAAAGCACAUUAGAACACUGGAUGUUUCUCAACCCUCUCCCUGAAGGAACAAAGAUUCUGUUACAUUAAAAGGCAGCCAUGGCUCCCCUGCUACCAGUGUUGGGAGCAAGAGCCCACAGCAGCCCAUGUAGGUGCUGAAGGUUUAUAAAGAGUAGGUGCUAGGAGAGAUGGGGAGGGACAAUCUAUUCAACUACAAAAGCCCUAACAGCAUCCACCAGGCUUUGGCCAACGUCACUCACAAGAAAAAUCUCACCCUUCAGGCAGCCGUAACAGUCUCUGGAUUGCUUGGCAUUGGUGCCACACAUGUCCUUCAGCCAUUCACAGAAGAGGUCCUUGACCUUUAGCACUAAGAACUGCCCCAGAACCACGUAAGCCUUGUCAAAGUCUGUCUUCCAGCUUCCAAGUAUAUCUCAGUCCCAAUUAUUCUGUCUGGUGGUCAUAUUGCCUGCAGCUCUGACUGCUUUCUCACCUCAGCUGUCGCUCCUGCGCCCACCCCCCGAAAUUUCAUUUUAGGCUUCUGAGUAAAUGUUAGUGAGUGACCUAUAGGUUGGACACAUUUCUUGUUGGAGCAUGUUUCCAAGAUAAUGCUUUAAGCUGUGAGCCUUGUUUUUUAUAUACCGUACCUAAAACAAGAAUACUGAUUGGCAGUAACAACAGUUUUUCUAUUAGAUACGGUUAUUAUAUACAGAAAAUCAAGAAAUUUGAAUUUUAAGUAACAUAAAGGCAAUCUUUUGAUACCAAGACUCUGGACAUUUUACAAUUACUUCCCAAGUGCUUUCUUAUGCUCUCAUAGACAGAUCCAUGAAGGAGAAGACCUUGUUCUACCAUUACUGAUAGAAGUAGUGUGGUUCAGAAACAGCAGGAUUAGAAAAGUCCUACUUGUGGUCUUCCCAUAGGUGUCCAUUGGCUACUGUGAGAACAGGAUGCUGAACUAGAUGGAUCAUUGACCAAAUCCAGGAGACUGUUCUUAUGUUCCUUGGCAAAAUGAUUUCUGAUGUGAGUUACAAAGCAACAGUUCUGUUACUGUACUUAAGGAGAGCUGGAUUGUUACCUAAUUCAGAGAGGCAUUUUAAACACUCUUCUGUGCAAGGCAAAAUGUUGCAGUACCAUCUCAUAUAUGUCUACUUAGAAGGAAGUUCCAUCAAAUUCAGUGGAAAACUUGCAUUGGCAGCUGAAGAGUCACAAAAAAUUAUGGGUGGAGUUCAACAUAGUGCGAAGGCAAGCUUUCCGUUAGCGCAAGGAUAUCUCCUUGUGCCACAAAUACACCCCCCUCCCCUGUGUGCUCCCGAAAUAUGUUCUAGGGGUUCCCCCAACCCUCUGAAGCAGAAUUGGAGACCACGCAAGGUGUGUGCAGGGGAGGCAGAGGUGAGGAAAUUCCUGUUGGCGCAAGUGAAAAUUGUUCCCCUUAGGCAUUUAUUUAGUUGACUACCGUCUUGUGUUUGUAAUAUUUAUUACCAGCAGAUUGUAAAUGUGCAUGUAAAAGGUACGCAUGCUAUCAAUGGGAGAUAACCAAAUGGGAGAUAACCAACAUUAGUCAUACUCACAGAAGACUCAUUAAAAUCAAUGGACAAAUUGGAUUUCAUCCUAUAUGGGUAUAGAGGAUUUCACUUCAUAAUACGUAUGAGUUUCCAAGAAGCUCUGUCAAAUUUAUAAGAAUAUAUAACCUUAAGACUGGUCUUAACUAGUGUUUGAAAUAUAUAUAUAUGUUACACAGCAGCAUGGAAUUCCAUAUGAUCAUUAUUUAUGUUUGAUUUUAGCCUUGAGACACCAAAAAGUGCUAUGUAUUCAAUGUACUUCCCUAAGUGUAAGACUUUUUUCUGAAUUAGGUACCUAUUUGUCUUCAAACAUUAUAUGUUGUAAUGCAAUGUUCUAUAUUAGUUCCUUCGUACUGCAAUCCUCUCAGAGUAAGUCCCAUUGAAUAUAGUGAUACUCAGUAAAUAUGUAUGGGAUUGCACUAUCACUAGAAUUUCUCUGCUAGUGUUAUUGUAGAUAUAGUUCUAGUAAAAGCACACUUUUAAAAAGCUAAUGUAGUAUAAUUAUAAACUAUUUCAUUAGGCCAACUCAGGUUUGUUUAAUACACACAAACGUUGGGGGAAAGAUAUGGUACAAUGACAUAUUUAAAUCUACCUAUCUACUUAUAUAAAAACCUGCAUAAAAUUACAGAAAUAAAAACAAGAUCAGUUCUGACAGAAAUGAUUGUGUGAAAAAAUAUUAUGUGAAAAUAAGUGAUGGUAAUACUUACAACAUAAUUAUUAGUCUUUAUGAUCUAUCUUGUAAAAGCUACACCCAAAACCAGAGAAAUGCUGUAAUUUUAAUAUUUAUUAGGUGACACCCACUUACGACUGUCCACUGAAAAAAGGAAUCUGCCAGCAGAACAAGGUCAUUUUCCAAACAAGGAAGGCCAUUUCUGCCGAUACUCUUCCCACCCUGAUGCAUCUAAAAGUCUGUCCAGAUAUCUAGAAUUUUGAUGUGUGUUUUAAUCUGUUUUAAGUUUAUCACUGAUUACAUUUUAAAAAAUGCUUUAAAUAGUUUUUUUUAACAAUAAUUUUACGGUUUUCUUUUUUGCAAACUGCUUGAGGGGUUUUUUUCAAUCAAUCAAUAUAGACAUUGUAUGAAAUAAUGAUAAAUAAAACAGUUCCAGAGGGCUAGAGAUGAAAGGGGGGGGGUGUCACAAACAUGACCCCCUUCCCCAUUCUGCUAAUGAGACUGCUGCCAUCUACGAGUGGACAGUCAUCAUUGAAUGUCAGCCAACAGAAAAGUCCAGGAGAAAGGAAUAAAAUCCAAAUGUAAAAGCUAGACCAAACAACCAGCAUGGAAAAAGCUGGAGAUGUUUUACAUAUGGUGGAAAGUAACAAGGGUGUGGGUGUUUGUGUGUUUUUAAAACAGCAACUAUGCUACAAUAUAAAGCCCAACAUAUUCCAGGGGUGUCUACUAUACCAUUAGUAUCUGCUGCCUUAGAUGUUUUGUUUUUAUUGCUGCUGUUUUUGCUUCUACCAUACUGACGAUAAAAGAAUUUGGAAGUUCCACAAUAUAACUGGAUGCUGGAUGCAAGUAGCUCUUUUGCAAUUGAAAAUGACUGGCUUGACAUGACUAAGGAUUACACAGGAAGAAACACUAGAUCUCCAAAGGUAAAAGCAGAAAGGGCGGGCGGGCACUCAGUCAACAGAAACUAUGAAGUAUCUUUUUUUCUGCAAUAACCUGUUUUUUUUUAAAGUCAUAUUUGGGUAGAUCCUAAUGCAGUUGCUGGGAUUCCAUGGAAAAUAACUGCAUGCAAUUCAAAACAUGGAACGCUCAGCUGUAUGACAAACCAAAUUAAUAUCUCUGUAUGAGGUAGUCUGAAUCUCUUGGUAGCGACUUUGUUCUCUGCCAAGGCUGGCAUCAGGGCUAAGCAUCAUUUGAGACCUGUCAAGGUGCACAGCCCUGCAAGGGGACCACGGUUGACCCUCCAAGCCUCCUGCUUCUCUUCCUCCUUGCUGUGCUUUCACUGCCUGUUCACCUGCCUUUCCUGAGCAUGCAAAAGGGAGGAGAUAAACCAGCAUCUUUCAGCUGCCCUGUGCUUUCCCCCUCUUCCCAAUCUGCCGAGAGGCAGAGUGCAAGUAAACAGGCACUGUGGCCUUCCUUGAUGAGAAGGCCCCCAAUGCCCCUCAAAACUUGGAGCCAAUACCAUUCUCUACAGUCCAUGCAUUAUUCUUCCUGUUUCAGGACUAGGUUACACCUAUUUCUCAUUCUCAUUUACUAUGAAAUAGAUUUGCAGAAAGCAGGUGUAACUCCCGGAAAGUGCUUUUGACCUUGUCAAAAGUGCCUUUCCUUGUCCCCACAGAGACACAAUUAGCUUCCUGAACUCACCCUAACAACACAAUGCUGUGAUUACCUGUUUUGAUGUCUGAACGCCUUGCCUCAGUUAAUGCAGAACUUUUUAAUUUAUAACUUUUGAGAAAUAUUUAAAAACAACAACACUUGGCAGCAUUGAAUUAAGCCAAUAUUUUUGGUUGUUUUAUGCAUCUGCUUUAGCCUGUCAAUUUUUUGUUUCUGUUCUUGGAUAUUAUUUUAUUAUUGAGUGUAUCUUGUAGGUUGUUUAAAAUUAUGUUGUGAGCUACACUGAGGGCAUUUGGAAUGGAAGGCAGGUAAAAAUAUUAAAUAAAUACAUAAACAAAUAUACAGUAUAAACAAGUUGUAUGUAUUUAAAGCGUUCUCUGUUGUAACUCUGUUGUGACCACUUGAAAAAGUGAACUUUUAAUGUACAUGAAAAGAUGCCUACACAACAGAGUUGACAGAGUUUUUAGCAAAGAAAUAAUGGCUGUUAUCCUCAUAUCCACUGUUCCUAAUUGUUAUGCCCAUCAUGUCCAGCAUAACAGCAGGGCUGUUAUGUUCGUAUGUUAUCUAUAUAUGGUGACAUCGGUGAAAUUGUGCAAAUUCAGCAUUAUAUUGGCCGGGAAAAAUAGCACUAGCAGUGACUGGUGCAUGAACACAUUUCUGAGAUUUUGUCUGAGGGCCUUAUAGGGCCAUUUUUGUUUGUGAAAUAAAUAAAACACAUCAAAAAGUACACAAACAAAUAGAACAAUUUCCACAUAAAUCAUAGAUCUAAAAUAAAUAUACACACACAAAAAAUCAAUAACAGCAACAACCCCCCAGCAAAAAAACCCAAACAAUACCCCAGCCCAAUAGUCUCUUCCGCAGCCUCAGCUUUUGUAGCUGGAGUCAGUCAGGACCCCACCCUCCCUGGUCAAGUGAGAAAAGGGCUGCAAGGCAGGGAGUAGGUCUUCCAGGAUUCCCAGCCAAUAUGGCAACACUCCCACAUGACUAGACAGCAUCUUGACAUUUUUUAAAGUUAGUCAUCAGAGCUGUAUCAAUCACAUUGUUGUCUUUGUGUCUCAUGGGGUUAAUCAUCGGAAACAUGUUUAAAACUGAGUCAUUUGCUAACACCUUUAACCUAUCAUGAGAAUGGUUGGAGUUGCUGAUUAAAAACUACUACUGGGAUGCCUGUCCUUAUGACAAACAGAAGAUGGUUAGCAGUCCCUCCCUCACCUACCCUGCUCACAAACACCUCUAGCUUCCAAAUUCUGGCUUGUUUGGGAGCCGUUAACUAUAGUUCCUGGGACAUGGGUAGCGCUGUGGUCUAAACCACAGAGCCUAGGGCUUGCCGAUCAGAAGGUCUGUUCGAAUCCCCGUGACGGGGUGAGCUCCCAUUGCUCGGUCCCCGCUCCUGCCAACCUAGCAGUUCGCAAGCAAGUCAAAGUGCAAGUAGAUAAAUACCUUCCGGUGGGAAGGUAAACAGCGUUUCCGUGCGCUGCUCUGGUUCACCAGAAGCGGCUUAAUCAUGCUGGCCACAUGACCCAGAAGCUGUACGCCGGCUCCAUCAGCCAAUAAAGCGAGAUGAGCGCCGCAACCCCAGAGUUGUCCAGGACUGGACCUAAUGGUCAGGGGUGCCUUUACCUUUACCUUUAACUAUAGUUCCCACUUCACACAUAGUGAGGAGCUAUGCUUAACUAUAGCUUUCUGAUUCAUUUCCCUGCUUGCCUAGAGGGAGCAGCCAAGCAGGAGCAAAGUCUGUGUCUCUCUCUCUCUCUCUGUGUGUGUGUGUGUGUGUGUGUGUGUGUGUGUGUGUCCGCCAGAAUUUGAUCAUGAGAACUGAAACACAGAGCACAAGCUUUAUAAAAGUCUUCACCUCCUUACCUGCCUUCCAUUAUAGUCCCUAUGAAGUAAAUCUAAAUCCCAUUAUCUUCCUUAACAGGAAUAAAACCAAAAUUAGGAUUGGUCUUAGUCUUGUUGGCUAACGAUCUAUCCUAAACGCAGGACCGGUUUCAAAUCCUCUGGGGUUCCAUUCCAAGUUCUGUUUAUUCAAACCACAGAUACAGCCUUAGGUUUAAAGAUUCUGACCUGUCAGAGCUCAUUGGAGCUCUGUGUACAGAUGAUUGUUACCAAGUGAUUGCAAGUAUAUUCUGGCAUGUGAUGCAUAUAUGUUGUUUGCUUGAGGUGAAACAGGGGCUCCAUUAAUAGAAAUACUUAUUGUGUAAGAUGCAUUUCUGCUAUACAUUAGUAUUUUAUUGUUUGUACCGAAAUAUGCAGACUGUGAGACGGUUUGCACAAACAGACAUGGAAUAAAAUACAGAAAGUGUAUUUAAAUGUUGCAAAAAACACACUGGAACUUGAGAUAAUUAUGCAAAGCAUGUUCGACAAAAACAUUAUGGGUUUGGAUAAGGGUGGUAGAAUUUUUAAAGUCCAGUCACCACCUCUAUAUUUGACCUGAAUUUGUGAAUUUCAGCAGCAGCAUUAAACACAUUAUUUUACAAAACAGCUGCCUUAUCAUUGUAACCCAGAGUCUCUUGUGGUUUGUCCUCCUGUUUUUACCCUCUAAUGUGUUUGUCUUUACUGCAGCUGCAUCUGUUCCUGGGCUGAUGAAAUAUUACUGAAAACAGCAGUGAGGCCCAAACCUUUUUUUCAAUUGCUGCAUUGAAUGAUUGUUCUGUUGAGCAGAACGUCCCCCACUCGGUACAUGUGCUAGACUAAUUAUAUUGAAUAUGACUGCAUUGACUGCAGCGGGUGCACUUCACCAGCCCAGUGACCUAAAUAAAAGUCUUUACGCA
Podarcis lilfordi (Lilford's wall lizard) is the source of this 9928-nucleotide messenger RNA. Lineage: Eukaryota; Metazoa; Chordata; Lepidosauria; Squamata; Lacertidae. The record is from the annotation of a GenBank genome assembly.